Molecule: messenger RNA, 1113 nt
Organism: Pteronotus mesoamericanus
Lineage: Eukaryota; Metazoa; Chordata; Mammalia; Chiroptera; Mormoopidae
Gene: NPSR1
Product: neuropeptide S receptor 1
Exons: 9
Coding region: 1-1113 (370 amino acids)
Biological process (GO): positive regulation of release of sequestered calcium ion into cytosol; neuropeptide signaling pathway
Cellular component (GO): cytoplasm; plasma membrane
Molecular function (GO): neuropeptide receptor activity; vasopressin receptor activity
Source: RefSeq, a predicted model, not a curated record
AUGCCGGACAACCUCACCGAGGGCAGCCCCGAGGCCAACGGGACCGGGCAGGCGCUGGGUUCUCCUGCAGCCACCUGCCGCCCCACAACUUUCACGGAAGUGGUAGCAGAAGAGGAGUGGGGCUCCUUCUACUCCUCCUUCAAGACUGAGCAGUUGAUAACUCUGUGGAUCCUCUUUGUGUUCAUCAUUGUUGGAAACUCCAUUGUGCUGUUCUCCACGUGGAGGAGGAAGAGGAAGUCAAGAAUGACCUUCUUUGUGACUCAACUGGCCAUCACAGACUCUUUCACGGGACUGGUUAACAUCUUGACGGAUAUUAUUUGGCGAUUCACUGGAGACUUCAUGGCACCUGACCUGGUUUGUCGAGUGGUCCGCUACUUGCAGGUUGUGCUGCUCUACGCCUCCACCUACGUCUUGGUGUCGCUCAGCAUAGACAGGUACCACGCCAUCGUCUACCCCAUGAAGUUCCUGCAAGGAGAAAAGCAAGCCAAGGUACUCAUCGGGACGGCCUGGAGCCUCUCUUUCCUGUUCUCCAUCCCCACCCUGAUCAUAUUUGGGAAAAGGAAGCUCUCCAACGGCGAGGUGCAGUGCUGGGCCCUGUGGCCCGAUGACUCCUACUGGACCCCGUACAUGACUGUCGUGGCCUGCCUGGUGUACUUCAUCCCGCUGGCGAUCAUCAGCGUCAUCUACGCCAUUGUGAUCCGAACCAUUUGGACUAAAAGCAAGGCCCAUGAGAUGGUGAUUUCCAACUGCUCAGAUGGGAAGCUGUGCACCAGUUACAACCGAGGACUCAUCUCCAAGGCAAAAGUCAGGGCCAUCAAGUACAGCAUGGUCAUCGUUCUUGCCUUCAUCUGCUGCUGGAGUCCGUACUUCCUCUUCGACAUGCUGGACAAUUUCGGCUUUCUUCCGGACACCAGGGAGCGCUUCUACGCCGCUGUGAUCAUUCAGAACCUGCCUGCCCUGAAUAGCGCCAUCAACCCUCUCAUCUACUUCCUGUUCAGCAGGAACUCUGGCUUUCCCAGCAGGAAGCAGAAAUCACAGGAUUCCAGAAUGACAUGGCGGGAGAGAGUCGAGAGACACGAAAUGCAGGUUCUGUCUAAGCCAGAAUUCAUCUAG